AUGCGAGCAUCGAUGACCUAUGCCUUUGGUAAGCUCCACGGUCUCGGAAACAUGCAUGUGCAUGAGUCCGAUGCUGGAGAUGGCAACCAUGGGUCAUCUUUCAUGUGUUCACUGCGGAGGCGCAAGAUCCAAGCCAGCGAGGUUGCCAACAGCGCUCGUGCUAUAACAUCGGUGAAACCUUCAAACGUUUGCAGGAAAAUAUUGUUUAAACUUCACAAUCACAACCACCUUCCUCGGAACUGGACUAUCCAGGCAUAUCAACCUGGCUCGGGAACUACUGGUACCAAAAACUUAGACCACUGGGGCGGUGGACGUGUCCGAAGACUUCUGCCGGCUGCAUAUACGGUGGUUCUCAAAAUACAGGUUCAUGAUCUUCAUGUGGAGCAAGAUCGGGUUGUGCUAUACCUUCCCUUCCGGAAGACCCACCAAAAUGGAGAUAUCAAGCCCUUUCACCUCUGGGUCCUCCCGUCGGACGAAGCUCAUAUCUGUCCUGCACUGGCAUCUGGCGACCGCAUAGCAGAGGCAAACAGCCCUAUGUCUUUGGAACAGUUCUUGGAGCUCUUCCGGAACAAUCUCCUUGACAUAGGUAUCGACCCUGCCCCCUAUGGCACGCACUCGUUUCGUCGGGGAGGCUGUCAAUAUCUGCAUGUAGAGAGGCGCUGGCACCUGAGACGGAUUUGUGAGUGGGGUGGGUGGAGCACUGAAUUCACGAACAUGACAAUAGUAAAGUACCUUAUCUCUUCAAAUGACGACCCUGCCGAGCCAAGAGAGCACUUUUUCAACCCCAACCAGCAGCCAACUAUCAAGUGCCGGCAGUGUGGGCAGUGCUGUUCAUCCGCUUAA
This is a messenger RNA of Suillus bovinus, 843 nucleotides long. RefSeq names its product DNA breaking-rejoining enzyme. Gene Ontology annotation, molecular function: DNA binding. NCBI's taxonomy places the organism in Eukaryota, Fungi, Basidiomycota, Agaricomycetes, Boletales, Suillaceae. The transcript has 9 exons. Gene Ontology annotation, biological process: DNA recombination; DNA integration. The record is from RefSeq and is a predicted model, not a curated record. The coding region runs from base 1 to 843 and encodes 280 amino acids.